CCUCUUCUCCACGUCGGCACAGCUGGAAGAUGGACGCUCUGAUUCUGGAGCCUUCUUUGUAUACUGUGAAAGCUGUUCUGAUCCUGGACAAUGAUGGUGAAAGGCUGUUUGCAAAGUACUAUGAUGACACGUAUCCAACUGUGAAAGAGCAGAAAGCAUUUGAGAAAAAUAUCUUCAACAAAACCCACAGGACAGACAGUGAAAUUGCACUUUUGGAGGGUCUAACAGUGGUGUACAAGAGCAAUAUUGAUUUGUAUUUUUACGUUAUUGGUAGCUCACAUGAGAAUGAGCUGAUGCUUAUGGCAGUGUUGAACUGCUUAUUUGAUUCCCUUAGCCAAAUGCUCCGCAUUUUAAGCCUUGUGCUCCUCAUCGGGUGUCCCCUCCCUAUUGGCCUAUCUCACUUGGAUUCCUAG
Molecule: messenger RNA, 413 nt
Organism: Protopterus annectens (West African lungfish)
Lineage: Eukaryota; Metazoa; Chordata; Ceratodontiformes; Protopteridae
Product: coatomer subunit zeta-1-like
Exons: 1
Coding region: 30-413 (127 amino acids)
Biological process (GO): intra-Golgi vesicle-mediated transport; intracellular protein transport; retrograde vesicle-mediated transport, Golgi to endoplasmic reticulum
Cellular component (GO): COPI vesicle coat
Source: RefSeq, a predicted model, not a curated record